This is a messenger RNA of Striga asiatica, 519 nucleotides long. The record is from the annotation of a GenBank genome assembly. NCBI's taxonomy places the organism in Eukaryota, Viridiplantae, Streptophyta, Magnoliopsida, Lamiales, Orobanchaceae.
AUGGUCAGAGGCGAAGCUUCGACCUCUGUCAUGAUCUUGUCUUGCAGCCGCUUCUCAUUAGCCAGCCGUUGUCGCGGUGAGAAAUGGAAUAGGACUUCUACCACUGAGCUAAUAGCCCGUCGUGCGAGCCCCCCACCGGGGCCUUUUUUUGUCGCCGAAAAUGCUUGGAAGAGAAGUUUGAGACUUCAUGCCCAAGUCUGCCAUGGCAAAACGAGCAUGUCUAUUUCACCGAGCCUCUCUCCGAGACAGUGCCCAGAUCGUUACGCCUUUCGUGCAGGUCGGAACUUACCCGACAAGGAAUUUCGCUACCUUAGGACCGUCUACGAAAACAGGAAAGCGGAAACUCCAGAAGAGAGAAAUCCUGCCCAUUCUCCGGGAAGGGAGUUUCUGGUUUGCGAGGAACCUCCCCAGAAUGGCACGGCUUGGGAGCAAUUAAAGAAUAGAGUUUCAUCUCGAAAAGCGAUGAAAAAGGCUAUUGAAUUAGCGGAUACAAAAGGAAUUCGAAUACAAAUUUUGUGA